AGGAUGUAAACUUAGAUUUUCUCUAAGUGCUAGUGGUUUUAAUGUAAUACGGCUUACAUUUUUAAAUACAUCUGCAUUCAUUUCUAAUAUUCUGUGUUUUUCUGUAAGUAUGGGUGUACACAAAGAGCGAGAAAUUGGUGGGGGUCUGAAUACUUUCCAUACCUGUUACAACCCAGGCAUCUAGGGAACCUGGGGUAACAUGGAGGACAUGUGACACCUUUUGUUUAUCUUAUGCCAAAGGCCAAAAAUGAACACGAGUCUUUGCCCGUGAUAGCAGAAUUAACCAAAAAGAGCUCAGACGCUCAAAAUGUAAGACAGAAAACACUAAUUACUCUUAUCUCGACUCAGUAUCACAGUUUCAAGUCCGAACUGGGAGACAACAGGUUGGAGGAAAGGCAGCUCUGAACUGUUGCUCCCCCAGGAAGUGCUCCAGAAGGUCUUUUGUGCUUGGGACCUUUAACCAGCCACUGACUGUGAUCCCCCAGCUGGGCGCUUCAGGGCGGAGCCAGAAGGAGAGCAGUGCUGCAGGGCUGCUCCUCGGUCCACAUGAGGGGAUGAAAACAGAGGAAAGGAAACGCAAAAGAAUCAAACAGCUUUGGCUGUAAGUUUACCCACUGUGUAUAUGAAACAGCAUUGCUGCAGUACUUUUAGUUUGAAAAUUGCUCUGGAUUUUUCACUGAAACCGUGUGUGAUUUCCUGUCUAGCCCUAUGUUAACUGUGGAAAUUGACAUUUCCCAGAAGCGGCUUGCGACAAAACUAGAGCCGGAUGCCAUCAAUGAGGCGCGGUGUGCUGCUUCCUGAACAUUGCUGGCUUGAAUCACCCCCAUUCGCUAUAAUAGAGUCUAUCUGACGCAGUGCUUUUGAUGCUUCCAGUGUGAAGUAGGCUUAAGGCUCUCAGUAACUACCUCCAACCACACUUUGCCGAAUAAAUCAACAUAAACUAAUCUGUCAGACGCUUUUAUCCAAAGCGACGAACAGGGCCUGUUGUGAUGGGAAACCGGAGUACUUAAAGCAUUGUCUGUAUGCAUCUAGAUAUAAAACAUUUGUUAAGUAAUUUUUUCUUCAUGAGUAAACAUACAUUAUGGAAAGUAACAUGGCUCAAAUGUGAAGGUCGUGGUAGUUGAAUAGUUGUGCCAGUGACAGGAUUAAGACUUUGGAAAUAAACACAGGAACUGUUUUGAGGUGGAAAAGAUAGGAGGCCACUAAGCUCUUCAUCUUGGGGAUUCUGUGAUUUAAGCUCAGAGCAUCUUUCAGCUUUUCUGACAGAUAAAGUGGCUAGAGAGAGGAGGUCCAACCCAUCCCUGAAACCGAAGUCUGCAGACACAUGACCAAACUUAGGUCAGCGGUAUUAUUUUACCUGUUUUGUCCCAAAUACAAAUAAUUUGGAGUUUUCAUGACACGAACAAGGCAGGUUCUAUUUUUACUGGUCUUUGUUUUUCCCCGUGUGUCUUUCCAGGAAAAGAUGAGCCUCUUAGCUGUCAGAGGUCUAAUCUUACUCUGUCGCUUGUGCUAUCAGUCACUCACACUAGAAAGUCUCUUACUCCUAAAUAUGCAUCCUAACAAGUCAGACACGAGUGUUCCAAGUGAACUUGCUUAUCUGAGAAAGAUUAGUGGUUAUCUAGCUCCAGCUCAGUGAUUCCCAAGGCAGGCAGGGGUACUAGCAAGCAUUCAGGGACAGAAGAAGCUUGCUGCAGCCCUUUAAAGGUGAACAGCAGUUUAAAUGAGGGAAACAUUUAGACUAAAGAGGAAGAAAGGAAAACAGAACCAAAAAGGAUGUAGAACAAGUGUACUUAUUGAAGACCCUUCUAGAAGGUUGAUUAAGAUAACCGUUUAGACGGCUAGGAGCUCCUACCUCCUGAAGGCAGCCAGCAGCAACGCGCCAGAAUGACUGAGUGGACUCUGCUGAAACGUCUUCUGGAUGCUGUCCACCAUUACUCUACUAUGAUCGGACGACUCUGGCUCACGGUGAUGGUCAUUUUCCGUCUACUUGUUGUUGCUGUAGCGACUGAGGACGUCUACACCGACGAGCAGGAGAUGUUUGUGUGCAACACUCUGCAGCCAGGAUGUUCCACACUUUGCUACGAUGCAUUUGCUCCUAUCUCACACCCUCGCUUCUGGGUCUUCCACAUAGUGAGCGUCUCAACGCCAUCGCUUUGUUUCAUCAUCUACACGUGGCACAACCUGUCCAAACAACCUCACCACAAAUCUCAGGGGUUUGUGGAAGGACCUGGACAUGUUCCACAUCAGGAUGGCCCUGAUGCAGGGCAAAACAGCAAGGAGGACUGUAAUUUCAGCUGUGAUUCAGACAGCUGCUCUGUCCGCUCUCAUAAGCACCUUGGUCACAGCCUUGAAGAUGAGAUGGAGGACAUCACUGCUCAGAUCCUCCAGAGAGAAGAACCAAACAUCUCAGUAAGUCAGGUUAAAACCUGCACCUUCAGGGAGCAGACUGCAGCGAGGUCCGGGGUUCUGUCCAAAUGCUACAUUUUCCAUGUGUGUUUGCGAGCUGUCUUGGAGGUUGGCUUCGUCUUGGCUCAGUGGAAACUGUUUGGCUUUCAGGUCCCAGUUCAUUUCGUCUGCACCUCAUCGCCUUGCCACCAGCCGGUGGACUGUUACGUUUCAAGGCCCACAGAGAAAACUAUUUUCCUGCUCUUCAUGUUCUGUGUUGGAGUUUUCUGCAUUUUGCUCAACUUGCUAGAACUGAACCACCUAGGCUGGAAGAAGAUUUGUCAGGCACUAAAGCUGAGGCAGAAGAUGUCCUGGAGUAUAUGUCAAAGUAUGCAAAGGAGGUACAAACCUUUCCUGCCUGACAGCCCCUCUCUCAUGUCUUCUUUCGGCUUUAGGGAAGUGAGCAGCACAACCUCUCUGCCCACUCUGGGCAUGGUAGUGGGUCGGCAGCCUGACUGGACAUGUGCUGUGAAUGCCGGUAGUGAGAAGGAGCCACUGGAAGUCAAAAAGACUUUACCAGGACACCCACUGAAGCAUGACUCCCAGAAAAGAGAGAGGCAGCCUUUGAAGAACAAGAAAGAAGCUAAAGAGUCGUAUCUGAGGGCUGCUGAGGUCUGGAUAUAGCCUGGGGAUAAAAAACAUCUUGUUUACUGCAAAACUGAUCAAACAUGUCUGCUGCAAGGGCUUACUGUAUAGCUUCUUUAUUGCGCAUAUUCAUUAAAGUACAUUUUAUUUUGAAAAUCCUAAGUGCGUAUUUAAUCAUUUCAAAACAAGAAAAAAUGAAACAGGCUUAUGAAACAAUGGAGCCAUUUUGUUAUUCGUAGCUGAUAAAUGUAGAAUGAAGACAUCUGCGGAGCAGUGUUGUGUUUCAGAGCCUUUGAGAGGAAUCAUCUUGUUUAAUCAGCCUCUGGAUGCAUUUCUCUCCCUCCACCUGUCAGAAGGCUCCUUGUUCUGUGAGGUGCUUCAGACGUUCUAUUUCCAGCUGACUUUGAUAAAGGCACGUUGAUAACAGCCCCCAGUGUGCAGCUGCUCAACAACCACUUUCUUCAGCUUGUAGUGCUUUAUUCUAGGAGAGCUAUUGUCAUUUCUGCUAACAAGUCAUAUAAAUCCUGUUGCUGUCUGUAGCACAGCCCACAUAAUG
This is a messenger RNA of Nothobranchius furzeri (turquoise killifish), 3586 nucleotides long. RefSeq names its product gap junction protein delta 6 (gene gjd6). Gene Ontology annotation, cellular component: connexin complex. The record is from RefSeq and is a predicted model, not a curated record. NCBI's taxonomy places the organism in Eukaryota, Metazoa, Chordata, Actinopteri, Cyprinodontiformes, Nothobranchiidae. Gene Ontology annotation, biological process: cell-cell signaling. Gene Ontology annotation, molecular function: gap junction channel activity.